Messenger RNA from Galeopterus variegatus (Sunda flying lemur), 2901 nucleotides. It is a transcript of the gene ZBTB44, whose product is annotated as zinc finger and BTB domain containing 44. Lineage: Eukaryota; Metazoa; Chordata; Mammalia; Dermoptera; Cynocephalidae. Gene Ontology annotation, molecular function: protein binding. The record is from RefSeq and is a predicted model, not a curated record.
GAGAAGGAGCAGCAGGCCUCCGGGCCCCGGCACCGCCGCCCGCAGGACAUUUCUGAUUCAUUUGCAUCCUUGAAGAGCAUCUGUAGAAGAGAAAGGAAAACAUGGGUGUGAAAACAUUUACUCAUAGCUCCUCUUCCCACAGCCAGGAAAUGCUUGGAAAGUUAAAUAUGCUGCGAAAUGAUGGACAUUUUUGUGAUAUCACUAUUCGUGUCCAGGACAAAAUCUUCCGGGCACAUAAAGUGGUACUAGCAGCUUGCAGUGAUUUCUUUCGUACCAAACUUGUAGGCCAAGCAGAGGAUGAGAACAAGAAUGUAUUGGAUCUGCAUCAUGUUACAGUGACCGGUUUUCUACCCCUUUUAGAGUAUGCUUACACAGCCACUCUGUCAAUUAACACAGAAAAUAUUAUUGAUGUUCUAGCUGCAGCCAGCUAUAUGCAAAUGUUUAGUGUUGCCAGUACCUGCUCAGAGUUCAUGAAAUCAAGCAUUUUAUGGAAUACACCCAACAGUCAACCAGAAAAGGGACUGGAUGCUGCACAAGAAAAUAAUUCUAACUGCAAUUUUACUUCUCGAGAUGGAAGCAUUUCUCCAGUGUCUUCAGAGUGCAGUGUGGUAGAAAGAACCAUUCCUGUCUGCCGAGAAUCCCGGAGAAAGCGCAAAAGCUACAUUGUUAUGUCUCCUGAAAGCCCUGUAAAGUGUAGCACACAAACAAGUUCACCCCAGGUAUUGAAUUCUUCAGCUUCCUACUCAGAAAAUAGAAAUCAACCAGUUGACUCUUCUUUAGCUUUUCCCUGGACUUUUCCUUUUGGAAUUGAUCGAAGGAUUCAGCCUGAGAAGGUUAAACAGGCAGAAAAUACCCGGACUUUGGAAUUGCCAGGCCCAUCUGAGACAGGUAGAAGAAUGGCUGAUUAUGUGACUUGUGAGAGCACAAAAACUACCUUGCCUCUGGGUACUGAAGAUGAUGUCCGGGUCAAAGUAGAAAGGUUAAGUGAUGAGGAAGUCCAUGAGGAAGUGUCCCAGCCUGUCAGUGCAUCUCAGAGUUCCCUGAGUGAUCAGCAGACAGUGCCAGGAAGUGAACAAGUCCAAGAAGACCUUCUGAUUAGUCCACAGUCUUCCUCUAUAGGAUCGGUAGAUGAAGGUGUAACUGAGGGGUUACCUACGCUUCAAAGUACUUCUAGCACUAAUGCUCAUGCAGAAGAUGAUGAUCGACUGGAAAAUGUUCAGUAUCCCUACCAACUCUACAUUGCUCCUUCUACCAGCAGUACAGAACGACCAAGCCCAAAUGGUCCAGACAGACCGUUUCAAUGUCCAACCUGUGGGGUACGAUUCACCCGUAUUCAGAACCUAAAACAGCACAUGCUCAUCCACUCAGGAAUUAAACCAUUUCAGUGUGACCGCUGUGGGAAAAAGUUCACCAGGGCUUACUCGCUAAAGAUGCAUCGCCUAAAGCAUGAAGGUAAACGCUGUUUCCGGUGCCAGAUAUGUAGUGCUACUUUCACUUCCUUCGGGGAAUAUAAACACCACAUGAGGGUUUCCCGGCACAUUAUCCGCAAGCCUCGGAUUUACGAGUGCAAAACAUGUGGCGCCAUGUUCACCAACUCUGGAAAUUUAAUCGUGCACCUGAGGAGUCUGAACCAUGAAGCAUCAGAGCUAGCAAACUACUUCCAGAGCAGUGAUUUCCUAGUACCGGACUACUUAAACCAGGAGCAAGAAGAAACCCUUGUUCAGUAUGAUCUUGGAGAACAUGGUUUUGAAAGCAACUCCUCUGUUCAAAUGCCUGUAAUUUCACAGGUCUCCUCGACUCAGAAUUGUGAAAGCACUUUUCCCCUGGGGUCUCUUGGUGGGCUAGCAGAAAAGGAGGAAGAAGUGCCAGAGCAGCCAAAGACCAGUGCUUGUGUUGAGUCAACCAGAGAUGACCCCCCAAAAUCAGAGCUGUCUUCUAUAACUAUCGAGUAAUUUUGCGGUUUGGCUUCAUUUUUGGUUUUUGGAAAGUGCCUGUGCUUGGUCUUGUACACUUAAAUUUAAUUUAAAUUUUUUAAACAAAAAAAAGGAUUUGGGAAAGAAUUUCCCUUUUUACUUUGUAAGCCCUGCAACUGAUGUUUUAUUUUUCAUAACUGAGAGAUUGCUUCUGUAAGUACACAGUAACAUGAUGUUGAAACAUAAUAAAAACUAUAAGGUUUAAGGAGAACCAGCUGACUUAAAACAUAUACCAGUUUCUUCUUCCAUUGUUAAAAGUAGGCUAACAACAGAUCAUUUGGUAAAGAAGAAAUCAGAUGAUUAUUGACCUUCCUGAGAUGGAAAGAGUACAUGAGAUACAAAUUACUAAACAGAAUUUGACAAAUGGCCUGAUAUUUACAUCUAUAUAUAGUAUGUUGUACAGUAUUUUGUAAAGCCUGUUGUUUUUGGAAGUAUUUAUGGUAAGCAUUUUUUUAAAUUAUUAGCAUAAAUAUUUCUGAAGUCCAGCAUACUUUUUUUUUUAAGCUUUGUCAUUUCUAUUACAAUUUUUCCUGGUGAAAAUUUGGUACUGGGAUAGGCAUUCUCUGUACCACCUCAGAAGCAAAGAACCAUGAUUGAGAAUAGUCAAUCCAUAGAUGAAAUGAGCAGGCAUGGAAAAUGAAGUAUAUAAAUCCCAGCUUCAUAGGAACUCUUUUAAUACUGCUUUUCUGACUAAAAUUUAUGUUUACCUGGUCUUUGAAUGUUAAUGCCUGGCUAAUUAGGUCACUGCUCAAAUCACUUUUCCCCUUGCCCUACCAACAGUACUUCUUUCUCUUGCAUAUACUGAUGUGGUACCAUAUAAAGGAAAAAUAGUGGAGAUAUUCUAUAUUUUAUAUAUAGGUUUAUGUAUUAUUGGAUAUGUUUUUACUGUGCUGUUUUAGACAAAAUAAAGAAUUCUGUGUUGAGGCUA